GGGCGGGUGCUUAAGCUAGGUUGAAUUGGACUUCUGAUACUUGUAACUGAAACAAGAAAAGAAGUGGAUGACAUUGAGAUAUCUUUCAGAGACAGAACCAUCAGGACUUACUGAUGGAUUUGAUAUGAGAGGUGAGGGAAAGAGAUUAAGGUUAAAACCUAAAUUUUUGGCUUAAGCAGCUGGUAUAGACUUACCAUUUACUGAGGUGGAUAGUAGAAAAGGCAGAGAGGAUAAAAUCAAGAGUACCUUUGUGGACACUUCAAGUUUGAGAUGCGCAUUAAAUUCAGUGCCCACUACAAGUACUUUCUUGUGAAAGCUGCCCCAUUUCUGAGUUAUUUGGAAUCAUUUGAGCACUGAUUGCAUUUCAUCCUCAAUUUUUUUCAAGGGUGUUUAUGGGUCCAUCGAUGUUUGCGAGCUUGAAAAUGUCUGCCUGUUAACUUAGUUGAUUAUAACAUCUUAGAAUUGUACUCUUUUAAUUUUUAUUUAUUUAUAUUUUUUGCGGUACGCGGGCCUCUCACUGCUGUGUCCUUUCCCAUUGCGGAGCACAGGCUCCGGACGCACAGGCUCAGCGGCCAUGGCUCACGGGCCCAGCCGCUCCGCGGCAUGUGGGAUCCUCCUGGACCGGGGCACGAACCCGCGUCCCCUGCAUCGGCAGGCGGACUCUCAACCACUGCGCCACCAGGGAAGCCCCAGAAUUGUACUCUUUUGCCUCCAUCCUCUGAGGAUAUUCCUGUACUGUCUGCUGACAGUCUCUGGGGAGAGGACUGAGAGAGGGUGGACUGAUUUUCUCCCUUCUGGUCAGUGAUUUGAGUUGGUAUUUUGGGGGUUUUUUUUUGCCUGGAUGCUUGUAGGAGUCUUUCUUUAUCCUUGAAGUUCAGUGAUUCACCAGGAUGGUCUCUAUUUUUACAGUUCUAUUUAGGUUUUUAUUGGAACAUGAGGAUCUUUAAAACACUUUUUUUUUUCUGAUUUAGCUAUUCCUUCAUUUGACACAUUUUCUCCUAAUACACACGUAUUUAAAUAUAUAUAUAUAUUUCUGUUCUAAUUAUGCCAUUUGCUAUGGAUUGAAUUGUAUUCCCCUAAAAUUCAUAUGUUGAAGCCCGAACUCCCAAUGGGACUCAUCUGGAGAUAGAGUUUUUAGGUAAUUGAGGUUAAAUGAGGCCAUAAGUGUAGGGCCCUAAUCUGAUAGGACUGGUCCUAUAAGAAGAGGAAAAGAGAGGGAAGUCUUUCUCCAUCAUGGGUGGACACGGUGAGAAGGUGGCCAUCUGUAAGCCAAGAAGUAACCUCUCACUGGGACCUGACUAUGCUGGCACCCUGAUCUCAGUCUUCUAGCCCCCAGAACUGUAAGAAAAUAAAUUUCUGUUGUUUAAGCCAUCGAGUCUAUGGUAUUUGUUAUGGCAGCCCAAGAAGACCAACACAGCAUUCUCUAUUUCAGGAAUAUUAAUUAUCUGCAUCUUGCAUAUCUUUUAAUCUUUUCUAUCUACAAUCUUAUUUCUAUUUUUUUGUCUCUAUUCUUUUUCUCAUAUAUUUUCUCACAUUUAUUAUAAAUAAGAAAAUAUAUUUUCUCACAUAUAUCUUGCAGAUCCCAGAUUUCUGCUAGUACAUAGAGCUCUUCCUUUUUUUUCAAGAUUGCACAUUACUUCAUUGUUAGAUAAAUAAUAGUGUUUAUAACUAAUCCCCUAUUGAUGAAUACUGGGCUGUUUACAAUUCUUUGCUGUUAUGAACACUGCUGCAAUGAAUAACCUUGUACAUAUGUCAUUUCAUACUUGUGCAAGUAUGUCUGUAGAGUAGAUUCCUAGAAGUGGGAUUGGUGGGUCAAAGGGUAGUAAUAUGUUCUUGUAGAAAUUCUGAAUAGUUGCUGUGUUGCUUAUUUUAAGCCCAUUUUUUCUUUUUCUAUCUCAGUCAUCUGUUUUCCCAAAUAUAGCAUAAAUGGACUUUCCUUAAUCCCCUUCCUACUUAUCUGGGGCCUGUUUGAAUCCUGUCCUCAUAAUUGAGCUUGAGGCUGAUAAUUCAUCAUAGUUUGUGUUUGGUUGUGAUGUUGUGAUCCUGCAGAAAUGACUGAGGCCUUUAUUCUGACUGCAUUGCAGCCUGGCUUCUCUCUGCCCAGGCCUGCUUCCUUUACUCUCCAAAGCACUGAUUUUGAGAGUGCUCUCCAGUAAACUUCCUGUGCAGAAAUCUCCAUCUCAGUGUCAGCUCUUGGUUUUAAAAUGCAUUUCCCUGAUGACCAGAUAGGUUGAACACUUUUUCAUGUUUAUUAGCCAUUUGGUAUUCUAUUUUGGAAGUCAUCUGUUCAAAUCUCUUGCCUAUUUUUCUACUGGGAUGUCUGUCUUUUUCUUAGUGACUUAUAGGAGCUCUUUAAAUAUUCUGUAUACCAGUUGUUUGUCAGAUGUAUGUUGUAGAUGUCUUUCAUGGAACAAAGAUACUUAAUUUUGAUAUAAUUCCAUUUAGCGUUUUUUCUUUAUAUUUAGUGGUUUGCAGCUAACCCAAUGAAGUAGGUUUACCUACUUCAAGGUCAUGAAUAUGUUCUAUUUUUUUUUCCUUAAAAACUUCAUUGUUUUACCUUUCACAUUGCGAUCUCUAUUUCCCCUGAAGUGCUGUUCUGUGUGCGGUGGAGGCAGGAGUCAAUAUACAUUGUUUUCCAUGUGGACAGCCAAUUGACUCUGAGCCAUUUGUUGAAGACUGUUUCCCUGUGUUCUGCAGUGUCAGCUUUGUUAUAAAUCAAGUGACCUUAUACCUGUGAGGUCUUGCUAGACUUUUAUUCUGUUUCAUUUGUCCUUAAGUUUGCUUAUCCUUAAGUGCAUCUCUUUUGAUUCUCACUUUACUUGUGCUAUAAUGUUUUCCUUUGUAUAUAUUAUUUUCCUUUACUAGGCUUAUUUUCCACUGCUGGGUUCCAUGAAAAUGAGCUCCAUUACUGGUCUUUUUAUGAUAUCAUUUUGCUCAGACACAGUGCCUUCAAAACAUAAUUGCUUUAAUGCAUAAUUGCCAGUUAUUGUACAUUACAAGCAUCUAAAUAAACUUUUAAAAAAAAAUAAUUUAUUUAUGGCUGUGUUGGGUCUUCGUUGCUGCGUGCAGGCUUUCUCUAGUUGCAUCUAGUUGCAGCGAGCGAGGGCUACGCUUCGUGGCAGUGUGCGGGCUUCUCAUUGCGGUGACUUCUGUUUGUUGCGGAGCAUGGGCUCUAGGUGUGCGGGCUUCAGUAGUUGUGGCACAUGGGCUCUAGAGCACAGGCUCAGUAGUUGUGGCGCACAGGCUUAGUUGCUCCGUGGCAUGUGGGAUCUUCCUGGACCAGGGCUCGAACCUGUGUCCCCUGAAUUGACAGGUGGAUUCUUAACCACUGCGCCACCAGGGAAGCCCAAUAAAUGUUCUUUUAAAAGAAACAGUCUACCUGUAUUAUCACAAACUUUAAAAAGAUAUGAAAACCUCUACCUGCUCUUAUUUUUUUCCUGUCCAUUGAACUGUAAAUGUGGUUGGAGAAAACCGUGUAUUCUCAUUGUCCCUGGCUGUUACUUUUUAUUUGUGUUGCACCAGUAAUGAGCCAAAAUACUUCCUCAUCUACAUGGUGAGGGUUAGGGUUGUCAAAUUCUAACGCCGACUUUUAAAGAAUUAAAUGCUGAAUGUUUUGGGAUUCUUUUUUUUUUUUUUUUGCGGUACGCGGGCCUCUCACUGUUGUGGCCUCUCCCAUUGCGGAGCACAGGCUCCAAACGCACAGGCUCAGCAGCCAUGGCUCACGGGCCUAGCCUCUCCGCGGCAUGUGGGAUCUUCCCGGACCGGGGCACGAACCUGUGUCCCCUGCAUCGGCAGGCAGACUCUCAACCACUGCGCUACCAGGGAAGCCCUGAAUGUUUUGGUAGGUGGAUAUUGUUCCUGGUUCUUCACUCUUUCCUUGUAUGAAAUUUUACAUCUGUGCCCUUUACCAUGUGAUGCUGCAGUGCCCCCCACUAGAGUAGUCAGAGUUUCUUUCCCUGUUGUGCUAAUACCGGGCUUGGCUGUGGGGUUUGCUCUGGCCAGUGGAAUGCUUAGCAAGUGUUGUAUGAGCAGAAGCUUUCAGCAUAUCUGUGUGGUUUGGCUUGGCCUCUUGCUAUUAGAACAACAUGCUCCAGCUGGAAGCUGGUCUGAGGAGACACAUAGAGCAAAUCUGUAUUAGUUUGCUAGGGCUGCUUUAACACAAUACCACAGAUAAGGUGACUUAAAGAACAGAAAUUUAUUUUCUCACAGUUUUGGAGCCUAGAAGUCCAAGAUCUAGGUGUCAGCAGGUUUGCGCUCUUCUGAGACUUUUCUCUUCGACUUGCAGGUGGCUGUCUUCUUGCUGUGUCCUCACAUGGUCUUUCCUCUGUGCCCAUGCAUCCCUGGCUCCUCUUUGUGCAUCCAGAUUUCCUCCUCUUCUAAGAACACCAGUCAGAUUGGAUUAGGGCCCACCCUAACAACCUCAUUUAAACUGAAUCACCUCUUUAAAGGCCCUAACUCCAAAUGCAGUCACAUUCUGAGGUACUGAGGGUUAGGACUUCAACAUGUGAAUUUGGUGGGGGAGAAACAAUUGAGCCCAUGACAGGUCUGAAGAUAAGUCCAGGCAAUCCCAGGAGGCCAGUACAGCCACAACUUUCCAGCAGACCCAUAAGCAGGAAAUAAAUGCCUGUUGUUGUAGGCCACUGAGUUCUGGUGUGGUGUUUGCCAUAUACGUUUAUGGCAGCAAUAGCUGACUAAAUAAGUGUAUCACUACAUUCACUACUUUUGUUCAUCGAGGGGAAAUUCACAUAACACAUAAUUAGCCAUUUUAAAUUGUACAAUUCAGUGAUAUUUCAUGUACUAUUCAUAAUGCUGUUUCUUUAAUUUCUUUCUUUUUUUUUUUUGGCCGCGUGGUGCGGCAUGCGAGAUCUUAGUUCCACAACCAGAGAUCGAACCUGUGCCCCCUGCAUUGGGAGCAUGGAUUCAUAACCACUGGACUUCCAGGGAAGUCCCAGUUUCUUUAAUUUCUAAUGCACAAUGUCAGAGAUACUUUAACUGGAGGAAAAGUAUGCAUAUUUCCUCAAUGGAAAAAUGUUUUUCUGAAAAAGAAAAGCUCAUUGUGGUAGUAUCUAAAAAUUAAAGCAUAUGUUACACUUGGGAAACAAAGACUGAAAAGGGAAGUAACUUGGUGCUAUCCAAAGUGUUUUUCUUUCCUCACAAUCACGUCUGUUCCAACCACAUGCCUACAAAAAUUGCCUACCCUUUAAUUAAUUCAUUCAUUCAUUCAGUAUUGCUGAAUGACUACCACAUACUGGCCCUACUCUUGUGUCUGUGGAUUCAAUGGUGAAGAAAAAAAAAAGACAAAAAAAUUCCCUGCCUUCAUGGAGCAUGUGAAUUCUAGUAGGGAAAUCAUAUUAAAUCGAUAAAUAUGUUAAAUAAAUACCACGUUAAAUAGUUUAAAAGUGCUAAGAAGCAAAAAUAACAGGGAAGAUUGAUACAAAAUGUUUAGUGGUUUUGAAAUUUUAUAUAGGAUGAUCAGGAAAGGCCUCAUUGAGAAAGUGACUUUUAAAUAAAGAUCUGAAAGAAGUAGGAGAGCUAGCUAUGUCAACACAUGAGGGAAGUGUGUGCUGGGCAGAGGAAAUAGCAAAUGCAAAGGUUUGAGGCAGAACUGUGGUUUCUCUGUUCUAGGUCUGUGAUACAGGAGCGGGAGAAGGAGGGAAAGUAGACCAGGAAAUGAAGUGAGAAGAGAUGAGCGAGGUAACGGGGUGUAUCCCCUAGAACUUUGUAGCUCAUCAUAAAGGCUAGGCUCUUUCUUGGAGCGAAAUGCAAGCCAUUAGAGAGUUUUGAGCAAAGGAGUGGGUGUGACCCGACUUGAACAGGAUCACUCUUGCUACUGCAGGGAGAAUGGAUCACAGGGUGGCAGGAGCAGACACAUUGAUACCACUGAGGAGGCUCUUGCAGAAAUCCAGGCAAGAGAUGAGGUGGUGUUGGACCAGGGUGAUAAGAGAAGGGGUGGUGAAAAGAGAUUGAAUUCUGGGUAUAUUUUUUAAGUACAGUCAGUAACCCUGUGUAACUCAAAGAAUGGAACUGACAUUCAUUGAGAUGAGGAAGACUGUAGGAUGAUCUGUUUUAGAAGAAAUAUGAGUAGCCCCGUUUUGACGGGUUAAGUGGAGAUGGCAAGCAGGCAAUUGGGCAUUUGGGUCUAGAGUUAGAGGCAAGGUCAAGGCUGGAAAUAUAAAUUUAAAAGUCAUCAUGUAGGGCUUCCCUGGUGGUGCAGUGGUUGAGAGUUCGCCUGCCGAUGCAGGGGACACGGGUUCGUGCUCCGGUCCGGGAAGAUCCCACAUGCCGCGGAGCGGCUGGGCCCGUGAGCCAUGGCCGCUGAGCCUGCGCGUCCAGAGCCUGUGCUCCGCAACGGGAGAGGCCACAACAGUGAGAGGCCCACGUACCACAAAAAAAAAAAGUAUAAAAGUCAUCAUGUAGAUGGAUUUAAACCCAAAAUAGUGAGUGAGAGCACCUUCAGAGUGAGUGCCGCUGGAAAAGAGAUGAGUCCACAGAUGGAGCCCUGGAGUACAUUAAUAUUUAGAGGGUGGGGAAGGGAGGAGGAGUCACCAAAAAAGAGAAGGAACUGCUAGAAAGGAAGGAGGAAAAGUAGUCCAGAACGAUGUUCUGAAAGCCUAAGAGAAGAAAGCUUUUCAAGGAUGAAAGAGUAAUUCAACAUUUUUAUGUUACGCAUAAUAUUUGCCCCAUUUGUUUCCCAACUAGUGAUGAUCCCUCCUCUUCAGCUAGAAAAAUGACGAUGUUCAGGAACUUAAAACUUCUUCUCUGGAAGAAUUUCAUUUUAAAGAAACCAAAGACUCUGGUAACAGUCCUUGAAAUCUUGAUGCCAUUACUAUUUUCUGCAAUUGUAAUGUGUCUUCAUUUUGGUAGUUUGCCAGGAAAUAGACCUCCUGUCAACUACUGUGCAAUUGAUAUCACUUCACUGCCAGAAUUCUUCAUUCAAUAUCCUCUGAAAAAUAGAUUUCAACUAGUUUAUAUCCCUUCCAAAAGUGAAACUUUGAAGAGUAUCACUGAAAGUGUGGAAAAAACCUUUGGUGUUGAGUUUGAAGGUUAGACAUAAAGAUGCGGGAAGGAUAGAGAGGACAUUUUUAUAAAGUAUAGUUUGAAGUUUUUUCCUGUGAGCUCUUACAAUACUGAUUCCAAAUCUGGGGUCUCCGAAUUCUGAACAGUCUGCAAAGGUGGUAGUUGGGGGAAACCAGUUCACAAGGUAUAGUUACUAUUUCACACAAUGCACAAGAGACUUGUAUAUUUAUGUCACAAGGCUUCAAGGCUAGUUAAAAUGUUAAGUAUUUGUUUUUAAUUUACUGUAGCGACACUGGUUCUCUCAUAUUAAUCCUGGUUUGCAGUCAUAAUAUGUCUCUGACUAAUAAAAGACAGGAAACAUUCAGAGUUUCCGAAUUAGCCUUUUAACUGGUCUCUUUCCUCGUCUUCUUGUCCCAUUCUCAUCCAGUCUCUACGUGGAGCCAAAAAGAUCUUUAAAAGAUCUGUGGGAUCUGGCCAGUCUCCCGAUUCAGCCCCUUCAGUGACUUCCGUUGCACUGGCAGUCAAC
Messenger RNA from Orcinus orca (killer whale), 7543 nucleotides. RefSeq names its product ATP-binding cassette sub-family A member 17-like. The transcript is spliced from 2 exons. The record is from RefSeq and is a predicted model, not a curated record. The coding region runs from base 6728 to 7048 and encodes 106 amino acids. NCBI's taxonomy places the organism in Eukaryota, Metazoa, Chordata, Mammalia, Artiodactyla, Delphinidae.